GUUGAUUCGUCAUCAAACGCUUUUGUGUGUCCAAACGUUUCAACAUUGUUGGCGGUGUGGCGAGAAGUUGUCGAUACUGAUGAGAGAUCUUAGUCCUGUUCAGUUUGGGAAAACGGACUUGUUUUUGUCCACAGUGUGUAGUGUAAUUGAUAAAACGAUGCCACGAUCACAUAGAAGCGAUAGACGCCACUCUCCAAGUAGGCACUCUAGUCACCAUCGUUAUAAGAAGCGCAGGAGGUCUUCCAGCAGAGAUCGAGGAUAUGAAGAUUUUUCUAGUUAUAGGUACAGAUCUCGAAGUCAGGAGUACCGGCGGGAACAGUCAUACUCCGAAGAAAGGGUAAAGAAGUAUCAUCACCGAGGGGGAGAUGAGUACUGUUCAUCGCAUCACAGGGAUCGUUACUACCCGAGGCAUUCACGUGAAGAUAGUCGUAGGCAUCACAAGAAAAGGACUUGUCAUCGUUAUCCUGAUCGCCGUAGUAGGACAUCAUCGAGAAGUUGCAAAGACGACAAGCGCAGUAGUAUCGUAGUAGAUGAUGAAGAAGGACAUCUGAUCUACCGGCCAGGAGACUGGUUGCAAGCAAGAUAUGAAGUGAAAAGCACCCUAGGUGAAGGAACGUUUGGAAAAGUUGUAGAAUGUAAAGAUACACAAAGAGGGGAGCGAAUAGCUUUGAAGAUAAUAAAGAACAUCGACAAAUACAGAGAGGCAGCGAAGUUGGAGAUAAACGUGCUAGAAAAACUGAAUGAAAGAGAUCCGACAGGGAAACAUCUCUGUGUGAAGAUGAUUGACUGGUUUGAUUACCAUGGCCAUAUGUGCCUUGCGUUUGAGAUGCUUGGUCAAAGUAUAUUUGACUUUUUGAAGGACAAUAACUAUUCACCUUACCCAAUGGACCAAAUAUGCCAUAUAUCCUAUCAGCUAUGCUAUGCAGUCAAAUUUAUGCAUGAUAUGAAAUUAACGCACACAGAUUUAAAACCAGAGAAUGUACUCUUUGUGGAUUCAGAUUUCAGAGUAAAUGGACAGAAGUAUAUAGAAGACAAGGUGGUUAAGAUGUCUGACAUUAAACUAAUUGACUUUGGUUCUGCUACGUUUGAUCAUGAACAUCAUAGUAGUAUUGUAUCAACUAGACAUUACAGGGCAUUGGAAGUUAUACUUGAGCUUGGAUGGGCCCAGCCAUGUGAUGUAUGGAGCAUUGGGUGUAUCAUGUUUGAAUUGUAUACUGGCUUCACACUCUUUCAGACUCAUGACAACAGAGAACACUUAUCCAUGAUGGAGGUUAUACUGGGUCCCAUGCCUGCUUGGAUGAUUAAAAAAACAAGAAAAAGUAAAUAUUUCUACCAUGGACGAGUAGACUGGGACGAGAACAGUUCCUCAGGACGUUAUGUAAGGGAUAAUUGCAAACAGUUAAGUCGCUACAGAACUGAGGAUCUUGUCGACCACCACAACUUCUUUGAUCUCCUUGAAAAAAUGCUAACCUAUGAUCCGGAGAAGAGAAUCACACUUGGCGAGGCGCUCAAUCACCCGUACUUCCAAGCUCUACCUCCAAGUAAACGUGUUAACUCAAUCAAUAGUCGCGACACACACAGCCUCAGUAGGUGACUAGAAGAGAGCCAUCCAGAGGAUAUGAUACCUGGAUGGAGUACCCAGGCAGCUAGGUGACAAUUACAGAAUGUCUACAAGCGGCUUGUUAGUGUGGCUGAUAAAAUACUAACUGGACAACAAACACAGAGCAUGGAAUCAUUAGUAACUUUUAGCUGUUGCCAAAGUGAAUGAUUAGGUAAUAUAGAUUCCAGUCAGUUUCUCUGAACUGAUUUAAUAACUGGCCAUUAAUUUUUUUAUUUACUUUGAUCAGUAUUUGUAGAUGAACCCAUAUGGUCUUUGUACUCGGUAGUUAAUAACACAACAUACGCAGAUUUUUUUAAAUUUUGGUAGACCUAUUAGCUAGAAAAUAUUCUUAAGGUGGUAUUGCAACCUUUUAAAAACUAUCACUGAUAUGUAUACAUCAUCAAUUUUAUUGUAUUUUGCGCCUGGCACAUCAAAAAAUUUAAAAUAAUCUAGAAUCUUUGUAGGCAUGGAAUUUUUGAACGUGUACAAUUUUUUGUAAGGUUGCAGUCUCCAUAUUUUUUGUAAAAAGUAAAUUUUACAUAAUUUUUUUCCUUCUACUGAUGUUUUUAAAUCAUUAGUAUUAUUAUUACAUGAUAUAAUUUAUAUUAAAGGAAAACAUAAUUUGUUGUAUUGUUUAAUCUGAUCGUUACAUGUUCUAGCAUUUAUGUCGGUCGCAUAAGGGUACCGCCGUAGCUCAUGUGACCGUGGAGAGUCAUGUGUCUGGCAAGUUGGUGCUUUAUGUUGCAGGUUAACAGUUGUGCAAUGAUUAGCAAUAGUUGAUUGCCCAAGUUAACAGUGCCUCAUUUUCUAUUUAUUGUUUGAUAUGAUUGUUUGAUUGUUUUUGAUUGUCAAGGAUUAAAGCCCUUAAAAUAUCUACAUAUCUUAAUUGGUUGUGAUAUUUGAUGGUACUGUCAAUUGAGGCUGUAUUGGCCAUUUGACUAUAGAUGCGCUACACUAGUAAUGUUGACAGCACUAUUUAUUACUGUUGCACGUAAUAAGGUAUCAAACACUUGCAGUGUCUACUGUCUUGAGCUAAAAAAAAAUGUUUAAAAAUAAAUUUAAAUUGCUUACUUUGGUAAGUUAAUAGCAUUUAACUCAAAUUUAAAAUGAGAAAAAUAUUGUUUUUGUGUAGCCUCUCCAUAGGACCUUAAAUUGAUUAGUACAGUAAUCAAUUUACUAAUUUAUAAAUAAAUUUGUUGAAAUCUGUCAUUCAUUGGAAGUAAAAUAUGGUUUUAAAAUAUGAGCUAUUGAGUGUUUUACUUGAAUUUCGUAUGACAGAUUGUAUAUCUUUAAAAUAUGACUACAUAGAUAUAUGGUCUGACAUCAUUAACUUCCAAACAUUAAGCAGAAUAAAAAUUCAGGUGCUAUAUUUUAUGCUAUUUAAUAGUACGGUACUUAUGAUAGCCAACAAUUCGUAAUGAACAAGUAUUUGAGCAAACCAAAGUGAUAUACUGCAGUUAAACAGUAAUUUCUUAUGUAAUGACAAGUACUACAGCUUAGUGGGAAGUAUCAUGAAAAACAAUAAGAUAAAUGUAUAUCAAAAGCCGGAAAAAUAAUUUGGCAAAGGCUAAAAAAAAAAACCUUGUUUGCAGUAUCUGUAUCCCAACAUAUAUUUUGGAAAUGUCCAAAUGCUGUCCCAUGUUAAUUCUUCCGAGGCAUUUGGAUAUUGAUAUUAACAAAUCUACCAGCUAGCUUCUAGAAGUUUAACCACUCUGAACAAUAUGUGCAUUAGGAAGAAAAUUAAUAAAAUUAAAUUAUUAAUUCUAAUAUUACAAAAUUCCAAUUGUAAACUUUAUUUGAUAACAAUCUUUGACUUCUUCCAAGCAUGUUUUUACAUUUUUGGUAUUGUGAUGAUGAAGAAUGUUGGCUUGCUUGUAAAGUGUAUAUAUAAUUGUAUAUUGCUCUUUCUUUUAAGGCUUUCGUGAAAAACAAAAAUAAAGAAAAAUAAUCAUCAGUUAAAA
Molecule: messenger RNA, 3561 nt
Organism: Anneissia japonica
Lineage: Eukaryota; Metazoa; Echinodermata; Crinoidea; Comatulida; Comatulidae
Product: dual specificity protein kinase CLK2-like
Exons: 13
Coding region: 80-1594 (504 amino acids)
Biological process (GO): protein phosphorylation
Cellular component (GO): nucleus
Molecular function (GO): ATP binding; protein kinase activity
Source: RefSeq, a predicted model, not a curated record